Penicillium verhagenii is the source of this 3081-nucleotide messenger RNA. It is a transcript of the gene kgd1, whose product is annotated as alpha-ketoglutarate dehydrogenase KGD1. Gene Ontology annotation, biological process: tricarboxylic acid cycle. Gene Ontology annotation, molecular function: oxoglutarate dehydrogenase (succinyl-transferring) activity; thiamine pyrophosphate binding. The transcript is spliced from 4 exons. The record is from RefSeq and is a predicted model, not a curated record. Gene Ontology annotation, cellular component: mitochondrion; oxoglutarate dehydrogenase complex. The coding region runs from base 1 to 3081 and encodes 1026 amino acids. NCBI's taxonomy places the organism in Eukaryota, Fungi, Ascomycota, Eurotiomycetes, Eurotiales, Aspergillaceae.
AUGUUCAGGAAUACUGCCUUGAAGGCCUCUCGGAGGUCCUUCCACCUCGCCUCGAGCGCUCGUUUCGCCUCGAAGAACCCUGGCUUCAGCCUCGCUGCUCGUCGUCCUCUCGCUGUUGUCAACGGUACCCGCCAAUAUGCUUCCGAGGCCUCAAGACCUGGAGUGGACGCCAACGAUUCUUUCCUCUCCGGCAACACUGCCAACUACAUUGAUGAGAUGUACAUGGCAUGGAAGCGUGACCCGUCCAGUGUCCACAUCUCAUGGCAGACUUACUUCAAGAACAUGGAGUCUGGCUCCAUGCCCAUGUCCCAGGCUUUCACUCCUCCCCCUACCCUCGUCCCCACCCCAACUGGCGGUGUCCCCCAGGACAUGCCCGCUGCUGGCCUUGCCGGUGGUACCGAUGUCACCAACCACUUGAAGGUUCAGCUUCUUGUGCGCGCUUACCAGGCCCGUGGUCACCACAAGGCCAAGAUCGAUCCUCUCGGCAUUCGCGGAGAGGCCGAGGCUUUCGGCUACGACAAGCCCAAGGAGCUUGAGCUCGACCACUACGGUUUCACUGAGCGCGACCUGGACCAGGAGUUCGCUCUUGGACCCGGUAUCUUGCCCCGUUUCGUCACCGGAGAGCGCACCAAGAUGACCCUCCGCGAGAUCAUUGAGUCUUGCGAGAAGAUCUACUGCGGCUCCUACGGUGUUGAGUACAUUCACAUCCCCGACCGCAAGCCCUGCGAGUGGAUCCGUGACCGCUUCGAGGUCCCCGAGCCCUUCCGCUACUCGGUCGAUGACAAGCGUCGCAUUCUGGAUCGUCUCAUCUGGUCUUCCAGCUUCGAGUCUUUCCUGGCUACCAAGUACCCCAACGAUAAGCGUUUCGGUCUGGAGGGUUGCGAGACCCUUGUCCCCGGUAUGAAGGCUCUGAUCGAUCGCAGUGUUGACUACGGUAUCAAGGACAUUGUCAUCGGUAUGCCCCACCGUGGUCGCCUGAACGUUCUGUCCAACGUUGUUCGCAAGCCCAACGAGUCCAUCUUCAGUGAGUUCGCUGGUUCCACUGAGCCUUCCGACGAGGGUUCCGGUGAUGUCAAGUACCACUUGGGUAUGAACUUCGAGCGCCCUACCCCCUCCGGAAAGCGUGUCCAGUUGUCCCUGGUUGCCAACCCCUCUCACUUGGAGGCCGAGGACCCCGUUGUCCUGGGUAAGGCUCGUGCCAUCCAGCACUACAACAACGACGAGACCGAGUUCAACACCGCUAUGGGUGUUUUGCUCCACGGUGACGCUGCCUUCGCCGCUCAGGGUGUUGUCUACGAGACCAUGGGAUUCCAGUCUCUUCCCGCCUACUCCACCGGUGGUACCGUCCACAUUGUCGUGAACAACCAGAUUGGUUUCACCACCGACCCCCGCUUUGCCCGUUCCACCCCUUACUGCUCGGACAUUGCCAAGUCCAUUGAUGCUCCCGUCUUCCACGUGAACGCCGAUGAUGUCGAGGCCGUCAACUACGUUUGCCAGGUUGCCGCCGAUUGGCGCGCUGAGUUCAAGCGUGACGUUGUCAUUGACAUGGUCUGCUACCGUAAGCAGGGUCACAACGAGACUGAUCAGCCCUCGUUCACCCAGCCUCGCAUGUACAAGCGCAUUGCUGAGCAGAAGGCCCAGCUUGACAAGUACGUCGAGAAGCUCAUUGCCGAGGGUACCUUCACCAAGGAGGACAUUGAUGAGCACAAGAAGUGGGUUUGGGGAAUGCUCAACGACAGCUUCGACCGCAGCAAGGACUACCAGCCUACCGGUAAGGAGUGGCUCACCUCCGCCUGGAACAACUUCAAGAGCCCCAAGGAGUUGGCCACUGAGAACAUUGCCGAUAAGGUCAGCGGUGCUGCCGCCCCCGAGGGCUUCACUCUCCACAAGAACUUGAAGCGUAUCUUGGCCGGCCGCAAGAAGGCUGUUGACGAGGGUAAGGGUAUUGACUGGGCUACUGCCGAGGCUCUGGCCUUCGGUUCCCUUGUUGACGAGGGUUACCACGUCCGUGUCUCCGGACAGGAUGUUGAGCGUGGUACCUUCUCUCAGCGUCACGCCGUUCUCCACGACCAGGAGACUGAGGCUGUCCACACUCCCCUGCAGCACAUCAGCGACAAGCAGGGUAGCUUCGUCAUCUCCAACUCCUCCCUGAGUGAGUUCGGUUGUCUUGGUUUCGAGUACGGUUACUCCCUGACCUCCCCCGAGGCUUUGGUCAUGUGGGAGGCCCAGUUCGGUGACUUCGCCAACAACGCUCAGUGUAUCAUUGAUCAGUUCAUCGCCUCCGGUGAAUCCAAGUGGUUGCAGCGUUCCGGUCUGGUUGUCUCUCUGCCCCACGGUUACGAUGGACAGGGUCCUGAGCACUCUUCCGGUCGUAUGGAGCGUUGGUUGCAGCUCUGUAACGAGGAGCCUCGCGUGUUCCCCCCUGGUGACAAGCUUGACCGCCAGCACCAGGACUGCAACAUGCAGAUUGUCUACAUGACUGAGCCCUCCAACUUGUUCCACGUUCUCCGUCGCCAGAUGCAGCGCCAGUUCCGCAAGCCUUUGAUCAUCUUCUUCUCCAAGGCUCUCCUGCGUCACCCCAUUGCUCGCUCUGACAUCGAGGCCUUCACCGAUGACUCCCACUUCCAGUGGAUCAUCCGUGACACCGCCCACGAGACCGGUGCCAUCGAGGCCCCCGAGAAGAUCGACCGUGUCAUUAUGUGCUCUGGACAGGUCUACGCCGCCCUUGUCAAGCACCGUGAGGCCAACGGUCUCCGCAACACUGCCAUCACCCGUGUUGAGCAGCUGCACCCCUUCCCUUGGGCCCAGCUCAAGGAGAACCUUGACAGCUACCCCAACGCCAAGGACAUCGUCUGGUGCCAGGAGGAGCCCCUCAACGCCGGUCCCUGGUCUUACGCCCAGCCCCGUCUUGAGACCCUGCUCAACUCCACCGAGCACCACAACCGCCGCCACGUCAUGUACGCUGGUCGUGCCCCCAGUGCUUCCGUCGCCUCUGGUCUCAAGGCUGUUCACUUGAAGGAGGAGCAGGAGUUCCUCGAGGAGGCUUUCUCCGUCCACCAGGAGCGCCUGAAGGGCGAGUAA